This is a messenger RNA of Leptopilina boulardi, 597 nucleotides long. RefSeq lists its product as uncharacterized. The record is from RefSeq and is a predicted model, not a curated record. Lineage: Eukaryota; Metazoa; Arthropoda; Insecta; Hymenoptera; Figitidae. The coding region runs from base 125 to 454 and encodes 109 amino acids. The transcript is spliced from 2 exons.
GUUUUCUAGCGUUGAGACUGCGCAAAUGUAUGAAUUACUUAUCCUGUGGGAUGCUGACUGAUCAAUAGCGUUUCAUGAGUCAUUUUUAAGAUCAUAUAGACGACGGAAACAAUAGAUUGUUAUCAUGAAAAUACCAGGAAAUAAUUACGUGCCAGACGCUACAGUUUUAGGAAAUGUACCAAGCGAGGAUGGAAUGGAUGAUAUGACAGAAUCAGUUGAUGAACUUCGGGAAAAAUUGUCAAACAUGAGAAAAUUAAUGGAAGAAAGAAAAGGAACAUUAGGUGAUCUGAGUGCAAAGAAACGAAAAGAAACCUCAGAUAUAAUUGAUGGCAAUUUUCUAUCAUGGAUUUUUGGUUGUGCUCUUAUUGUUAUUUUUAGUGUUAGUUUUUAUGCCUUUUACAAUUUAUAUCAUGCGGUUUUAAAAAAAUUUCCAUCCCAUCACACCGAAUUAUAAAAUUCAUUUACUUUUUCUUUUUUUUUUUUUUGCAUAAAAACACCAAAAUUCAUUAUCAUUUGGAAUAUAUAUGUCAGCGUUACAUACACAAAAAUGUAAAUAGUAAAAUGACAACAAUAAAAAUAGUUUUAUUAACUCAAAAA